GGCCGGCUCUCCGCUCCGCCGGAGGGAAGCUCCGCGGUGCGGACUCUGUGACGCGCCCGCACAGUGCAACCAGAGCGGGUUCGCGCAAGGUUGCUGCUGCGCGAGGCGCAUUUUCCUGGGAACCAUCCGGGGAAAUCCCGGCUUUAACUACGGGCCGUUCGGCCAUUGUACCGACCCCUGUAGCCGCAGAAGGACGGCAAAGGGGGGCUGAAGCUGAGCUGAGCUCUUCCCGAGUGGGGAGAGCUCUCCAGGGCGAGGUGGGAAGGGAGGGAAGGGUGUUGCGAAGUUCACGGCCAGCGGUGGAUUAUCCGGGACAGUUUGCGCCUGGGGGCUGCGAAGUCAGCGAAGAGGACAAGGGCAUGCUCAGUGGUGGUGGCGGUGAUGCGGACCUGGCCAACGCCGCGGCGCGGGGCCAAGUGGAGGCCGUGCGGCAGCUCCUCGAAGCCGGUGUGGAUCCCAACAGACUCAACCGCUUCGGGAGACGCCCGAUCCAGGUGAUGAUGAUGGGCAGCGCCCGAGUAGCCGAGCUGCUGCUGCUCCACGGCGCGGACCCCAACUGCGCGGACCCCGCCACGCUCACCCGACCGGUGCACGACGCCGCCCGGGAGGGCUUCCUGGACACGCUGGUAGCCCUGCACCGAGCCGGGGCGCGGCUGGAUGUGCGCGAUGCGUGGGGCCGCCAGCCCGUGGACCUGGCUGAAGAGCGGGGCCACCGCGACGUCGCCGGGUACCUGCGCGCGGCCGCGGGAGACUGAGGGCACGCGUACAUAGCCGCCCACAACGACUGUUUUUUCUCUCCAGUUCGCCACCCCAACUUAGUUCAAAGAGGGCUGCAAACCUGGAAUAGCGGAAGUCUUCCUGGGCGACUGGAUUCCCGGCAGCGAAGGAGGAGCUGACUGGAAAUAAUUUUUUCUCCGCCCCCCCCCACCCCCUCUGGAUAUCGCCCUUGGCACUCACCGUGAAGCAAAAUGAAGAGAGGUGGGGCACAUGGAUUUCCAGUAGGAGCCGAAUGUGGAACUCCCGCGUUUGUUUUUCAGGGUUUUCUGGUGAAAAGCGGCACGUGAGCAAGUCCAUGAACAAACCCAAGUGCUGUGAAUCUUCACACAGAAGGUGCUGGGGCGGAGUGGGAGGCGGUGGCAGCUAGCCUUCAGGUUGCAGGCAGGUGAUAACGAUCGCCCCACUGACCUUGAAGGACCCCCCUGUAAGUCCCCACUUCAGGCGUCGGGCCCUGAGGGAAAAUCUGGAGCUGGAGGACCAGACAAUGACGAGGACGAAGAUCGACCCGGGCUCAGUAGGCGACCAAAGCCUCCUUUACAGGAUUGCGGAGCGGGGCGGGUCGCGAGCAAAAAGCUACCGACUGGAAGCCUUGGGGCCUCUUGUCCAGUCCCAUCAGAUAGCGAUGGGGAAGAGAGGACCCGGAAGUCACCUCGAUUUGCCCGCUAAUUCUAAAGUCCCCAGGUCUAGGUGAUGCUGAACGGCUCUCCGAAAGGGGCGCUCAUUUGCUGUUGCUAAGGCGAGAUUCCUGCGGUGUUCCGUCCUCGGACAGACAGGUCCGGGUUGUAGCAAGAGCGAUUGUAGGUAGGCCAUUAACUGUUAACGAUUUGUUUGAUCUCUAUACGAUAGGAUUCAGAAAGCCCCCUGUAAAUUGCCACUUGAAAAGAUUUCGUGAUAUUUUGUACUUCUGGGUUGUUCUUCAGUAGCAGUCUUAAUUCGGAGACUUUAAAUAACAAAGUAACUCGCGGCCCUUGGGAAGGAAGUGAGGAAGAACGACAGCUUUUAUGCGAAGCUAUGGCACCGUGCCACCUCCCAGAUUACUUCAGUCCUUAACCUAUUUAUUUCUUUGUUAAAGUUUGUUUCCUUUACUGGAGUGUCUCCAUGGUCAAACUAUGAAAUAUUACAAACGUUUUUUAGAAGAUCCAUGCACUUACCCAGUAAAUGAUCUCAGGAUAUCUCCCAAAGGGUUGCUGAAGGAGUAGACAGUGUGAAACUGUUGAAACUACGUAAUGAUGGCUCGUGAAAUGUCUUACUAUCUGCUGAACAAACUAAAGGUGUACUGUUUGGGGAUUUAAUUUCCAGUGUUGCUUGAUUCAUUACAGCAUUGGAAUAACUGAUAUUUCACUGUUUUAAUGUUAAAAAGAAAAGUUGAGAUUGGACACCAAGGUUUUGGCUGUGAAUUCCAUUCCUAAUUUAAGGGAGUUGUGGAAUCUGGUGACAACCUUAUAUUAAUGGAAAGUAAAUCAAGAAAAUAUGGUUGGGUACUACAGGGUACUGUGAGAUUCAUAUAUAUAUACACAUAUAUAUAUAUGCCAAAACAUCAUACAUUAUUGGGAAAUCAAGUACCACCUGGUGGCACUGAAAUAUUUAUGAUGCAUUUAAAAGUAAAUUCAGAUUUCAAAUCCACCUGGUAGGCAGGUAUGGCCAAUGUGUUUUAUCAGCCACACAAGAAAUACAUAUGUUAAAUCUGUUUAAGAUUUUACUUUGAAGGAUACAUGCAAAUAAACAUAGCUCUAUAUACAUGAGCCCUGCUUCUGGCUCUAUUUUACAAUUACAGAAAAAUAUACAUGUUAAUUUCUGUAUCUAAAUCUAAAAUAUUACCAAGGUUUGUAAAAAUCUUAUCACCUGACCUUCACUGCAAGAUCUGGAAGUAAAAUAAAUUUAUAAUUCAAUAA
This is a messenger RNA of Odocoileus virginianus texanus, 2669 nucleotides long. It is a transcript of the gene CDKN2B, whose product is annotated as cyclin dependent kinase inhibitor 2B. Gene Ontology annotation, cellular component: cytoplasm; nucleus. The record is from RefSeq and is a predicted model, not a curated record. NCBI's taxonomy places the organism in Eukaryota, Metazoa, Chordata, Mammalia, Artiodactyla, Cervidae. Gene Ontology annotation, biological process: regulation of cyclin-dependent protein serine/threonine kinase activity; regulation of G1/S transition of mitotic cell cycle; negative regulation of cell population proliferation. Gene Ontology annotation, molecular function: protein kinase binding; cyclin-dependent protein serine/threonine kinase inhibitor activity.